AUGGAUCUCCCCGCCUUGGAAAAUGCGGUCUGCAGUCGGGCGACGGACAUGUUUAGCCUGGGCGCAUCGCUUUAUGAAAUCCUCUUCCGAAAGAGGGUCUACGCGAAAUGUCCAAAGGCGAAGUGCCAGCGGGAUAAUCAUACCCGGCAGUGCUUUGUCCCCGCCGCGAAACAGCCGAUUCUGCUUCCCGUCGACGAAGAUUUCACCGCGGCGGAGGGAGGGGGCGGAAUUCCCAUCACAACGGUCUUAAAGAAUCCAAAUCAUCCGUCGCUAUCAAGUCUACAUCACCUCAUCGCGGCAUUGCUGAACCAAAACACCAAAGAACGAAUUACGGCCGCCCAGUGCUGCGAGUUCGUCACCCAGGCCUUUCACUUUACGAAGCGAAAUGGCAACUGA
This is a messenger RNA of Phytomonas sp. Hart1, 396 nucleotides long. Lineage: Eukaryota; Euglenozoa; Kinetoplastea; Trypanosomatida; Trypanosomatidae. The record is from the annotation of a GenBank genome assembly.